Molecule: messenger RNA, 4644 nt
Organism: Xenopus laevis (African clawed frog)
Lineage: Eukaryota; Metazoa; Chordata; Amphibia; Anura; Pipidae
Gene: tpcn1.L
Product: two pore segment channel 1 L homeolog
Exons: 28
Coding region: 444-2840 (798 amino acids)
Biological process (GO): monoatomic ion transmembrane transport; monoatomic cation transmembrane transport; monoatomic ion transport
Cellular component (GO): recycling endosome membrane; endolysosome; membrane
Molecular function (GO): voltage-gated channel activity; identical protein binding; intracellularly phosphatidylinositol-3,5-bisphosphate-gated monatomic cation channel activity
Source: RefSeq, a predicted model, not a curated record
UUGCGCGUGCGCAGAGCGAGAAGCAUAUCUGUCGCUUGUUUUAUGCGCAUGGUCGGAAGACGUGAUAGUUACUCGGUGGGAUUUGCUGAUCUGAUGCUCUUUCGUGUCCGUUAUUCCAGGGUUUGGGGAGACUCCGAAGCCUACAAUUCCAGAACGUGACGUGAUGUUAGAGCGGAUACGUCAACAUGGUGACACCCUCUAAGAGAGGUCACUGCUGAAUUAGUAGCUUCUGCUGUGGCUGCCUCUCUCUUUCGUUUUCAAUGAAGAUGUGCUGUGUCUACGAUGGAAUGUAUUCAAAUUAGUGAGAGUUUUUUUGGCAUGCAUAUAUGCUUUGCAAUCUAGGAUCACCUGUUUGAGAUAUGGUCAUUUCUUACGGAUGAAAGUUCAAGAUCAAACUACAACUGAAAGGAAUCCCCAUUGAAAGUAGCCAGAAUUUCUUGGGAAUGGCUGUAAAACAAGAGGAUGACGAACCACUUAUACUUACCUUAGAGGAAAAUGGGGGUUGUGCUGAUCUUUCUGGGCAUGCAAUAAACUAUGAAGAAGUUUCAACCAGAGAAGAUUAUGAUCUCACAUACACCUCAGAGCAAGUCCAGACAUCAGAAGAUACUGUGGAGAGCUGGCAAACUCGAUAUCAGGAAGCAGCUAUCUACCUCCAGGAGGGGAAGAAUAAUGACAAGUUUUACACACACCCUCGUGAUUCCAAGGCGCUCUCAGCGUAUAAUUUUGCCCACAAUCACAUGUUCUACCUUCUAGAACUCGGCACGGGCCUUCUCUUGCUCCUUUUGUCUUUGUGUGAAGCUCCUGCAGUGCCAUUUCUUCGUCUAGACAUAUAUGUUCAUGCUACACUUGAGCUACUUGCCUUGGCAUUGGUGGUGUUUGAGUUGGCAAUGAAGAUGAGAUGGCUGGGGGGCAAGACCUUUCUGAAGCAUCGCAGAACAAUGCUGAAGAGUGCUGUGCUGGUGGUGCAGUUCAUAGAAGCCAUAGUAGUACUUGUGAGACAGACUUCACAUGUACGUGUGACGCGAGCUCUACGUCCCAUCUUUCUAGUGGAUUGCAGAUAUUGUGGGGCAGUAAGAAGGAAUCUGCGCCAGAUCUUCCAGUCUCUUCCCCCUUUCAUUGACAUCUUACUUCUCCUACUGUUUUUUAUGGUCAUUUUCGCCAUACUUGGUUUUUACUUGUUUUCCUCUAACCCAACUGAUCCGUAUUUCAACACUCUAGAGAACAGCCUUGUCAGCCUGUUUGUUCUUCUUACAACUGCCAAUUUCCCAGAUGUUAUGAUGCCAGCGUAUUCCCGCAACCCAUGGUCCUGUAUCUUCUUCAUCAUUUACCUGUCAAUUGAGCUGUACUUUAUCAUGAACCUGCUGUUGGCAGUUGUUUUUGAUACUUUCAAUGAUAUUGAGAAGAAGAAGUUCAAAUCGUUGUUACUUCACAAGCGCUCUGCAAUUCAACACAGCUACCAGUUGCUUCACAGCGUGCAGGUCACUUCAGGUGUUUCCUUCCGCCACUUUAAUGGAAUGAUGAAGUUCUACAAGCCUGGUAUGUCAGCACGUGAUCGCUACCUGACAUACAGAGCCUUGAAACAAAGUCAGGCAGACAACCUUCGACUGAAAGACUUCUACCAUUUUUAUGAAGUUGUUGAAUUGAAGUGGAAGGUUCAGAAGAUACGGGAGCACUGGUUUGAUGACCUGCCUCCAACAGCACUCCUGAUCUUUAAAGGUGUGAAUGUUUUGGCAAAUUCCAGGGCCUUCCAAUAUACUAUGUAUGCAGUAGUUGCCAUCAAUGGCUUCUGGAUUCUGGCAGAGACAUUCAUGUUGCAAGGUGGAAAUUAUUUUCCAGAAGGGGUUCCAUGGAGCUACAUUGUUUUUCUCACAAUUUAUGGUUCUGAAUUGCUACUUAAGUUGACAGGCUUGGGCCCAGUGGAAUACUUCUCAUCAGGCUGGAAUUUUUUUGACUGCUCUGUGACUUUAUUGGCUCUGCUUGGGCUCCUGGUUCUGGCCUUCAACAUGAAGCCUUUCUAUUUCAUUGUGGUACUACGGCCCUUGCAGCUUCUAAGACUUUUUAAAAUGAAGAAACGUUACAGAACAGUGUUAGAUACCAUGUUUGAACUUCUACCAAGGAUGGCCAGUCUUGGGUUGACGCUUCUGAUCUUCUACUAUUCCUUCUCGAUUGUUGGAAUGGAGUUCUUCUCUGGUGUGCUUUAUCCCAACUGCUGCAACACCAGCACUGUGGCAGACUCCUACAGAUGGCUUAAUCACACUGUAGGCAACCAGACUCUGUUUGAGGAGGGUUACUACUACUUGAACAACUUUAACAAUAUCCUUAACAGCUUUGUGACACUUUUUGAACUGACGGUGGUUAAUAACUGGUAUAUCAUUAUGGAAGGAGUCACCUCUCAAACAUCCCACUGGGCUCGUCUGUACUUUAUGGUGUUUUUCAUAGUUACAAUGGUGGUCCUCACCAUAAUCGUGGCUUGCAUACUGGAUGCCUUUGUAUUUCGUAUGAAUUACUGCAGGAAGAACAGAGAUGCUGAAGAUGAGAAGGGGAUCACCUUAGAGAUGGAGGUGGGGAAGGAGGAGCUAACACUUAUCCUCAGACAAACUCAAAGCAAUGAUGAAAAAAGUCAGAUGCGCAAAUUGCUGUCUCACCUACAGUCUAAUGAGGCUCCUUCAAUCUUGUUCCUGGGUCGUAGAUCCAGAACCAAAAGUGACCUGAACAUGAAGAUGUACGAGGAGGAGAUCCAGGAGUGGUAUAAGGAGCACUCGCAGUCACAAGUGAAGAGAACAGUAGAGCUUCAGCCAACAUCAGGAAGCUUGCGCCCUCGAUCUCGGACGGUGAACUAAUUGCAAGACAACAUAUUUUUUGCCUGACUAUGCAAUAACCAAUAGUAAUAUUUAUACUUUAAGGGCCAGCACAAGGGACAAGCAAUUAGGUUUUUAAUAAAAGGAUUCACCACCUCAGGGGAGGAGAGUUCUACUGUUAGCGUGGUUGUGGAAAUGAAGCACUAAGUUUUACUUCUGCUUGUAUAACAGCAGAUUUAGGGGUAACAAGGCUUGAUAACAUUGCAUUUAACAUUGCAUUUAAUAAAUGCUGAUAUACAGUACACCUCUCUUAAAUGCUGGUUUAUAACUCAAGUAAAGCAUUGCCCUUUCCUAAGAAUACCAAAAUUUUUCAGGCUAAAGCAACCAAAAGUUAUUUAAAAAAGCAGUAGGCCUUUUAGUAGGUAACCAGUGCUAAAAGAAUGUCCAUCCCUACUCAAGACUAUUUGGCCUCGUUUUCAAAACUUUAUCUCAUAGCAUUUGUUCAUUUAGAUCGGUGAUUCCCAACCAAUUCACAAGCAACAUAUUGCUCUCAGUGGACUGAUAGUAGGUUCUUAUUUUUGAAUUACUGGUUUGGAGGCAAGUUUUGGUUGCAUAAAAACCAUGUGUACUUCCAAACGGAGCCUUCUGUAGGACUAUCAAAUACCCAAUUAUAGCCCUUAUUUGCCACCCCAGAAACUUUUUUUCAUGCUUGUGUUGCUUUCCAACUGUUUUUAAAUUUGAAUGUGGCAUACGGGUUAAAAAGGAUGGGGAUCCCUGCUGUAGAAAAAUGUUACUCAGUGAGGCUCCAGCCAGUGGAGAAGCAAAUAUAUAGUUGCUGGUACACAGAGUGUUACAUUCCUCUUAUAAAGAGUGCAGUUUUAGCCAAUGAUUGUAAAAUGUUACUGUGUUGACAUUUUCAGUUUUAACCCCAUUUAAAUGGUUAACAGCAUGUCCCAUUAUUCUGCAGAACCUGUUCUCAAAUCUGAAAUUACUACAUUUAAAGGAAUAUACUAUAAUCUGUAAAUAUACAGAUGGAGCAAGACGUAUUUGAAUGAACCUUCAAUCAAAGUAUGGUCAUGGUACAAUUAUCCCACUUUUUCAUUCUUCUGAUAAAUGCAGUGACAAGAUACGUUGCAGUACUAUGAGAAUACACUAAUGCCAAAUAGCCCAGCUCAGUGCUCCGUUAUAUGCAAUAACUAGUACAGUGGUGGUUUAUUCUAAAAGUCACUCCCCUGUAUUUAUUUUUAUAGGCUAAUGAGAGAUGUGGUGUAUCCUAUACUAGCAGAGAAAUUAUAAUGACCGCCCAGUACUGCCCCUGCCUCCUGCAGUUCAACUGUAUCCACAGGGUCAAUCCAGCUGAUACGCCACAUCUGCAGUUACCCUCGGCAUGCUACAGUGGUGUAACAAAGAAGUCUUUCAGUUAGUGGAUCAUGAAUGCUGUCAUAAUGUUUGCAAUACAUAAGCCUAUUCUUUUGCAUUACAUUUAGCUUGCAGGCAAGAGAUCAAACACCAUUAACCAAUAUGGCCACACCUUCAUACAUAUCAAUGGGAAUCAUUGCUCUCAUUUCACAGGGAUUCAAAUGUUUCUUAUGACAAUAUCUUUUUAUUGGCAUUAUUUCUUUAACACGUUACUUCCAAAGUAUUUGACCUUUUCCACUAGGAGUUACCCCAACGCAGACAAUCAGAUGUGGCUUUCAAGAGCUGUUCUCUUAAUAUGCUGGUUGGCAUUUUAACCAUUAAACAGAUGAGACGUAGAUUACCCUCACUGUAGCUGAAAAGUGUUAAUGCACACCUAUAUACAGAAUGCUAUAUUUGUAAGAUAUUAAUAAAUCAUUUUAUAAUAAUC